GUCAACGGUACGCAGACUAAAUUAACUCAUCAGGCAGGCAGAGAUAUCGACCGCCUGUGGCUUUAAAAUAAGUAGUGGUCAGCCAGCAUAAAAAUUUUUAUUCUAAACAUAUGUAGAUACAUACAGACAAUUCACGUGAAUUCGCAAAGUGUGGGACAGAUGUGGUGUUAAAGUGAAGAUAAAAAAUUCUAAAACUUGUACAAAAGUCUUUGUGUGUGGUGAAUUACAUUUUUAAAAUCAGAUUGCAGUACAAGUGUUGGUUGCUCACAACGAAUAAAGAUGAAACAACUCAAGUUGGCAAUAUGGUUGGUGUUAUUGCUUCAGCAAGAGUGGAUCACUCUAUCCACAGCAGCGCAGCAACAGGCCCCCUCAAAUAGUCAAUCAUCCAUCGUACAAUUGUACGAUUCGAAUCGUGGAGAGGCAGCUGCGCCACCAUCAGAAAGCGCAUUGGGUUCAAUAUACCGCAAAAGUCGCCAAUCGAGAUGUGUUCGGUGCUAUGAAGAACGCAACGGUGAUGAUCGCAGUCGUUACUAUGGCAGUGGCGGCUAUUCUAGUCGCUCAGCAGACAAUUGGUACUACCCAUAUGAACGCUACGAUGAUCGUUAUCGUUCAGAAGAUCGUUAUCGCUCCGAUGAUCGUUAUCGCUCCGAUGAUCGCUAUCGGCCCGACUAUGACCGAUAUUCCUCUUCCUACUCGGCGGGAUCUUCAUAUUAUCGCGACAGAGACGAUCGUUUAGGGUCGAAAACCUAUGAUCGCUAUGAUGGACGCGGAUACGAUCGCUACGAUCGCCGAGGCGGUUAUGAUCAGGAGCGUAUCGGUGAUUAUUAUCGUGAUCGUUAUUAUGAGCGUCCACGUGGCGGCAGCUACGAUCGUGACUACCCCGAUCGUUCCUCUUCAUCGCGCUAUGAUUAUCGCAAUUAUCGACCUUGGGAUGAAACCUACAGAGGGCAGUCGGGUUUCGACAAUUCCGGGCGUGGCUAUUAUUUCGCAGGCGAAAAUAGCGAUCGCAGCCGCUAUCCGUCCAAAUCUGUCUACGAUCAGCGUCGCUUUUCGUCGCCCUGUGGCGUACAAGUCACCGACUGCCCCUAUGCUGCCGGCGGUAGCAGCGGCGGUGGCUACAGUGGUACAACGCAAGUUACCUCACGUCCCAUAACUAGCCAGCAUGGAUAUGAUUAUGGUUAUAGAUAUGGCAUGGAAAGUAGUGGUGAUAGCAGAAGCGGAAGCGGCGCUGGCGCUGCGACGCGCAACACAAGUACCAAUAAUAGCAAUAAUUCCAGCAGUACCCAGGGCUGGAAUUAUGUAGACGAACGUGAUAAAGAGUCAAACAUGCGGGGAAACAGUAGGGAUGGGGAGAGAGGUCGUGAACGGGAGCGAGACAGGGAUCAGCAGAGCAAUUCCUACAGUGGCAGACCAGCACGCCCAUUAGGCGGCAGCUACCUCUUCGACCGGGACUCGAAUGCCGUAGGAGAUGACAAGACGACAAACAAUGCAGCAGAUAAAGGUAUCAGUGGUGGCAAUGCCGAUGGCAUCAGCAAUAUUUCAUCGUCAACGAGUGCAGGACAAAACAGAGACAUGAAUAAUGGUAAUGGUGGUGGUGGCGAUAAUGGCAAUGGCAUUAGCGGCGGCUCGAAUUCAAUGCAAAUGCAAGCAAACGUCAAGGACAAGCAAUGAACAGAUCAUCAAAUGUAUUAAGUGUUGAGAAAGUCAGCAAUUUUCAUAAUUUUUUUUUAUUAUUUUAUAACAUCACAAAA
Molecule: messenger RNA, 1751 nt
Organism: Anastrepha obliqua
Lineage: Eukaryota; Metazoa; Arthropoda; Insecta; Diptera; Tephritidae
Exons: 8
Coding region: 280-1671 (463 amino acids)
Source: RefSeq, a predicted model, not a curated record